AUGGUCAUGCAUAAUCGCGGGGAUGAAUCUUCGAGACGCACUGUGAGGAAAGCAGAUGCCGGAAGUGGGCAUUCAGAGAGUCGUGAACUGGAAGGAGAGUCAGACGUUUCUGUGCAUGGACAUGUUGAGUCUGCUGAUGUUGAGGCCCAAGGGUUGAAGGGAAGCGACGGUAAAUCGUCGAAAGCAAAAAGAGACGACGAUGGAUCGGUGACGCUACCUACGGCUACGCGGAGAACGGGCAAGACAAGCGGUCGAUCAGCACAGAAAGCCGCCCUAGCUUCGAAGUCGCGAGUCGCGAAGGGAAAGAACACUGCUGAUGAAAAGCACGAUUACGACGAGGACAGUGAGAGUUGGGAUGGAGGGGGCCCUAACGCUGUGCAAGCAACAGCCAUCACGACUGACCAUCUGCAGUCUAUCUCAGAAGCUCACACUUCUACCGCUGACGCUCACACGCAUGGGCCGGGGGAUGCGUCCAGUGAUGCUGACAACGAGUCGAUUGGUGCCGAAGAGGCUCAGAAAACGGGAGCUGAUGAGGGCGGCGUCAUCGGAUCUCAAUCAUCUUCUGUCGCUGGCGAUGCGCACACCGCAGCAGUGAACGACACAGAGAGGUCUCCUGUCGAGACUGAUGUCGAUAACACUGAAAAGCCGCCUCAAGCCGUUGGAGUGGCCGUUGAGGAACAAGCUACUACCGAGAAAGGGGGCGCAUCGGGGUCUGCACUUGCUGAUUUGAACAGGGAGAAGGAGCGAACAGAAGUAGUCGCCACUCCUGGCAUUGAGGAUAGUGAACCUGGUGAAAACCCUGAAAUUCCCCCUAUUGCUGACGAGUCUGUCGCGGGAGAUACGCCCGCUAAGAAUGGUGAACGCGAGUCAGUUGGAGUCGACGGCAACCCUGAAGGUGCAGACGAGACUACAAGAGCAGAAAAUGAUGACGAUAACGAUAUUCUCGUGGAAGCGACGAACGACGCGAUCGCUUCUAGUGACACGGAGGGGGUUGGGCAGGAAGAGUCGAGUCAACCGUCCCCGGCAGUAGAAGCCGCCAAACCGGCUGAAGACGAUACUCUCCCGGCGGACGGUUCGGAGGAGUCUGCGGUGGCUAAGGAAGACUCCGAGGAGAACAUAUCCUCUGAAGACGACGUACCUGAAGAGCCCAAGGCGAAUCUGAUGAGUCGUGAAGAAGAGGUUUGGGGUGGCGCCGGUGAUCCCCCUCGGCCUGCCGGUGAAUUCGAGUCGGAUACCCGGUCGGCUAAGGAUGGCAGGGAGCCGCCGCAUUUUGACGUAAAUGCUACGAGCCCCACAAAGUUCAGAGAACAUGCCAAUUAA
Messenger RNA from Perkinsus marinus ATCC 50983, 1320 nucleotides. RefSeq lists its product as hypothetical. The transcript has a single exon. The record is from RefSeq and is a predicted model, not a curated record. Bases 1 to 1320 code for a protein of 439 amino acids. NCBI's taxonomy places the organism in Eukaryota, Perkinsozoa, Perkinsida, Perkinsidae.